AUGUCCACUGCUUUGACAGCAGCGAGUAAGCUGGAUUCCAUACUUCACUUGGACUUUCAAAAAUUAUCACAGGAGUACCCUCCUUUACAGCAUUUCUUACAAGAAGGACAUAUUGAUUUUUGGGAUCAAGGUGCUGUUUUAACACUGGCUAAAGCCAUUUUGAAAGUAUAUUUUUCGUUGGAAUUGUCUUUGCCAAAGAACCGAUUAUGUCCUAUGGUCCCUAAUCGUGUUUUGUAUCUAGACUACAUUGAAAGUCUCUUGCAGAGUACGAUAGUUGACUUUGACAAUGAAAAAGUGAUAGGGCUGGACAUUGGAACAGGUGCAUCUUGUAUCUAUCCUUUGCUAGGUUGUAAACUGUACUCAUUCAACUUCUUAGCAACAGAAAUCGAUUCGUCUUCCUAUGAUGCAGCUUGUUCAAACGUUAUGAAUAACCGGUUGGAAGACAAGAUUAAGCUUGAACAUCGUUGUGAAGCCGCUUCUUUUCUCUCGAGAUACCCAAGUGGCCAAGAAUUUACCUUUGUUAUAUGCAAUCCGCCGUUUUAUGGUAGCAACGAAGAAAUUUUCAACAAUAAAGAUCGGCUACCAAAUUCCAUCUGCAGUGGAAGUAAAAAUGAGAUGAUUACGCAAGGAGGUGAGGUUGAAUUUGCAAGGAGAAUUCUUCAAGAAAGUAAAUGUAGACGUGAAAUUUUAUGGUUUACCUGUUUGCUUGGAAAAAAAUCAAGCUUAGCCGAUUUAAUUCACGAUUUGCGAGAUGAAAAGAUUGAUAAUUAUGGAAUAUAUGAAAUUCAUGUGGGGAAAACAAAACGGUGGAUUCUAAGCUGGUCUUUUUCGCGUCGGCGACCAUUGAACCAUUUGAUACGCCCUGCCUUUUUCUCACUUCCUAAACUGCUGCCUAGAAAAACUUUGUAUGAGUGGGAUGUGAGCAUUAAUAAUCAAACUUUUUUUGAGGUACUAGAUGGAUUCUUGGAUAGUAUGAACGUUGAACACAGUCGUUAUCAUGAAAAGGUAGCUAUUUUUUCGAAUGGUAUUUCUUGGUCCCGCAAAGCUAGACGAACGGGUAAGCAUCAAAACCCUUCCCAAAUAAGCAUGGAGGACAGUUUUAGGUGCACAAUCAGUUACGACAAUUUCAAAGGCCAAUGCUGUUGGAAAGAAGGAAAAGACUACUUGGUGUAUGAGAGCUUUUGUUCUACGCUUCAUCGAAAAUAUAAAGAGAGCAGCUCGUCUUAA
Messenger RNA from Schizosaccharomyces osmophilus, 1227 nucleotides. It is a transcript of the gene mtl16, whose product is annotated as 23S rRNA/U6 snRNA (adenine-N(6))-methyltransferase Mtl16. Gene Ontology annotation, cellular component: nucleus. The record is from RefSeq and is a predicted model, not a curated record. Gene Ontology annotation, biological process: rRNA base methylation. Bases 1 to 1227 code for a protein of 408 amino acids. Lineage: Eukaryota; Fungi; Ascomycota; Schizosaccharomycetes; Schizosaccharomycetales; Schizosaccharomycetaceae. Gene Ontology annotation, molecular function: 23S rRNA (adenine(1618)-N(6))-methyltransferase activity; nucleic acid binding. The transcript has 8 exons.